Messenger RNA from Letharia columbiana, 696 nucleotides. RefSeq lists its product as uncharacterized. The record is from RefSeq and is a predicted model, not a curated record. Gene Ontology annotation, cellular component: extracellular region. Lineage: Eukaryota; Fungi; Ascomycota; Lecanoromycetes; Lecanorales; Parmeliaceae. Gene Ontology annotation, molecular function: cutinase activity. The transcript has 2 exons. Gene Ontology annotation, biological process: carbohydrate catabolic process. Bases 1 to 696 code for a protein of 231 amino acids.
AUGAAGCGCCUCUUCUUUUGUUUGGCCAUACUGGCAUCAAGCGUCCGCGCCAUCGCGAUCAACAUGGCCCAUGCCCGACGCUUCGAGGAGACGGGCACCGCCAGCACAACCAUUACUAAACGUCAGGAUGACUGGGACGUUGAGCGCAACGAGCUGACUAGUGUCGCCGGCGUUGGUUGCAAACCUAUCACCGUCAUUUUUGCGAGAGGUACGAUCGAGCUUGGCAACGUUGGCGAAUUGGUUGGCCCGCCCUUCUUCAACGAUCUCGACGACUUAAUCGGAGCAGACAACAUCGCCGUGCAAGGAGUAGAUUAUGCUGCUACCAUUGCGGGUUAUCUGAUUGGCGGUGAUCCUGGAGGAGCGCAAACAACUGCAGAUCUGCUGAACCAAGCAGCGAGCAACUGUCCGGAUACGCAAAUCGUAUUGAGCGGGUAUAGCCAAGGGGCAAUGGAGGUUCAUUUAGGAGAAGCUAUGGUGAGCGAGGAGGUAGCGGCGCAAAUUGCGGCUGUGGUGGUGUUUGGAGAUCCAUUCAAAGGACGUCCCUUCCCGAACGUGGAUUCAAGCAAAGUCAUGACUUACUGCUUCAACGAUGAUUUCAUCUGCGACGAUCUUCCUGUUGUCGACACUUAUCACCUUGAGUACGUUGUCGAUACUCCUGCAGCGGCGACGUUCGUACAAGGUCUUGUCAGCUAUUGA